CCAAUGUUCUCAGGAAGUUAAUGUAUCUGGAGUAAACAUUUUUCCCCUUCCAACUCUUUCGUCGAAUUUUGCUUUACAAAUUAUACUCCGGAUAUUUGUAUGAUCUGGAACAAAAAGAACUUAAAGAACUUUGUUUCAAUAAAAGGAAUUAGCGGAUUACACAUGGAAAGUGCGUUUGGCCUGGAUUAGAAUUCUCUACACUGCAAGGUUAGUUACAUUUUAUCAUUACAAGAGGGAUGUCGUGACACUAAUAAAAAUGUGUUUAUAUAGAAUCAAUAUAGACCAUAAAAUAUUUAUUAAAUACUUUUUUUUGCAUCAAAAUAUUAGCUGUGUGGCAUAUCGUAUAAAUGAGAAAUUAUAAGCUGUAGAUAAUGUCUCUACUUGUAGGUUUUAUACCGUUGACAGACUGCUAUAAUAAUGGAUAACACUCCAAUUCUGUGCAGUUAUAUUAUAGAUAUCUUUACACAAAUAUUAAUUGAUGACACAGUUAGAACUCAUUAAUAAUAACUCUUAGAAGUUACAUAGAUUUUGUCAUAAGAGCUUAACUAGUUAAGAAUUACAGAAAUAUUUUAUUAUGUGUUCUUUUAAUUAGUGAUUACUCGAGGCUAGAAUUUUCUGUUUGAUUUACUUCUAAAUUGACCUAUGUUUCGCUUCUUACGCCUACUGGGUUGUAAUGAGGGUUCGAGAAGGAUAUAGGCUGUUUAAAUAGAAGCAUUUUCAGGUCGAGGUAAUAGAAAAUUUCUAGUAUCCUUGCGUUUUACUAGAGUCUGAAGGUGAUUUUAGAUUCCUUAUACAUUGCAAAAUAGUCAAUACAUCUCUAGGUAAAAUCAGUGAUUAUUUAGCAUAGGAAUCUGUUUAUCUAGUUUUUUUUUUUAGUUUUCAUAUUUUCUAUUUAGACGGAUUUACUCAUCGAAAUCUUUCACUUUUAAUUUAACGUAAUCAACUAGAAUUGAGGAGAUUAGUAUUUGCGUCUAAUCUACCUAUUGGACUUAUAAUACAAAUGAAUUUCUUUCAUAUAAUAGAAAUAAUUUCUAAAAGACAUUUCUAUUUGAAUUCAACUAGGAUAAAAAGAGAAGAGUUGUUUGACAGAUAAUAAAUUGGUGGGAGAAUCUCAUUUAACCUAAUCUGCAAAUUUAGCCAAAGAAGUUUCUAUGACCCAAUUUGCAUAAUGAAGAAACUGGUCACACGAUGUUUUUUUUGAUGUUAGCAAUGUUGCCGUCUCUUGCGCAAUUUUUCCUUUUGGAUGCUAAAUGAAAAUUACAGUGUUAUAUAGUUGUAAGGGAGUUUACAGCCGAACCAUGUUAGUGGUUUGAUACAAAUUGUAUAUUAAAUAUGCAAGGGAGAAUAAUUACAACUAACACACGCUGGUUACGCACAGUUGCAGAGAGAAACGUGAUUCGCUCGCACCAGACGUUUCAAAAUAUACAGCAAGAUAAUGUUGCAAAUGAAAUAGUGGACGUUUUCACUAGGAAUAAGAUUUUUAACAAGAAUUCAUAAACAUAUUAUCGUAUCUAAUUCUAGUAAACUACCUGAAUUAGCUAUACGUUGAAGUAAAUUAUGAAAACCUUUACAUGAACCUAUAUCCGAUCUUUUAAUGAAUCUGUUAAAAACGUUCCUUUAUCCUUUAGCAUUGUAUACCAUAUGUGAAAUCUCAUUUAAGUUGUUUUUAAAGGUUUUGUUAUUUUGCAAUAAGUAUAUUUUCGCUUUAAUAAUAAGGACUAAAAAACGUACUAGAAGGUAAGAGAUCAUUAAUAUAAUUAUUAUAUACUCUUUUAUAUGUUUCAAUUUAGUUCUAAAAUAUGGAUAAGCAAUUAGAACAUAUUUUGCUGAGACGGCUAAAUUGAAUACUGAACACUGAACGGUAAAUGCUGCUUUUUUAAAAGUACCUAACCAAUUACGGAGCUUUUUCUAUUUCACUGAUAUGUUGUUACGGAGGAUAAUUAAAUCGGCCUUCACGAGAUCGUACAUAACGAUCACAGCUAAAAAUACUCGUGCUACUUAGCUACCGACAAUGUCAAAAUUAGUAGGGUGCCAAUAGAUCAUUUGUAAGGAGAAAUAAUCUACAGUAGUUUACCCCUAUCAUCACUUAACGAAAGUGCUAAUAUCUAAAAAGAAGUAUAACACAGUUUACUAUAUGUUUAGGUUGAUAAUUGGAAACAAGGUUUUAACAGCGACUUAUUUUUUAAUGAAUAAAAAGUAAUUUACUUUUUUUUAUAUAAUAUAAGUCCAGUAUAUAAGUAGACUUUGUGUUUGGUAAUGAAAAGCUUGUAUUUUGUACAAUGAACUUUAAAAUUUAAUAACUGACGUAUGGUAUCUCAUUUUUGUAUUGAAAGAACAAAUUAUAAUUUUAUUAAUUCACCUCAUUUCAUGAUGGUUUACACUUCUCUUUAUGAAAAUAACAGAUUAUUCUAUUAUAAAAGCGACUUUAGUGUCUGAAUGCGUAAUAUUGCUAAAGUACUUUACAUAGCGGUUCACUUGCGUUUUUUCUUUUAUAAAAUGCAAUGAAUUAUAAUUGCUGGCUGAACAGUAACGCAUAUUUUAAAGUUAUUGAACGCUUGAUUUUAUUGUGAAAUGUAGACUACGACUAUUGGAUAACUAGAGCCAAGUUUUUUUCUCAGUCGUCUUCUAUCCAGUGUGCUUAGGCUUAUAUAUAAAAGAUUGAGAACGCUUUUCGAGUCGCUGUUGCAGACGAUAUUUCUAAAGAAAGCCUACCUUAUUUCUGUUUCAGCUAUGGGCGUUAGUCAAUCGUCUGUUAGCGGUAGAGUUCAAAACUUUUUUAUUGGGACUGAACUGGAUAACCGUCGUCAUCCACAUUAUACGAAGAAAGCAGGGAAACUGCAAACUCUUAGGAAGAAGGUGCUUCGAGUGAAACGCUCCUCCCGGUCAUUCGACUAUGGAAAGGCUGUGAAAGAAUUGACUAAUGGAUGGUGUACGAAAAAUAUUCAAGAAUUGCUAAACGUUUUUAAUAGCUUGAAGGAGUUAAAAGAAGUCACUCUUCUUGCUCAGAGUGCGAGACCGUUAUCAUCGUCUCUAAGGGAUAAUCUGGAAAAUUUAUACAAUAGGAAGUACUGCGCAGAUGUUCAGCUUAUGUAUGACGGUGAAAUUUUUUCCGCACAUCGGUCAAUACUAUCCUCGAGAUGCCAGUACUUCCGCAAUUUAUUUUCUAAAUAUAAGAGAUUUGAUAGGCCAAUACCAAUCGAUAUAAGGACGCUGGGCGUCGACGCUGCUCUAUUUGGCGAUUUAUUGCGAUUUCUUUACACGCAAUAUUUGGAUAUUGGUAACGAUUCAUCUAGACCGGUUAUAGAAAAGCUUAAGCAUGAGUUUGGUAUGCCGAAUCGCCUCGAAGACGACUUAAGAGCACUCUUAACUAGGGAUAUUAGGGAUUACGAUUGUGUUUUGGUAUUUUCAACGUCCAAUUACCUAAAUUCAUUGGGUGAUGCAAGAAGUGACAUUGAAGAGUACAGAUGCCAUAAAGCUUUAUUGGCCUCCCGAUCGCCUUUCUUUAGAAAUGUACUGGAAAAGCGCAGACGAAAUUAUCCGGAAAUAAUUCAGCUGGACGAGGCUGUUAUACCUCGGAUAUACGCUCGAACUAUUCUUCAUGCAAUUUAUACGGACAUUCUUGAUACCACACUCAUUCCGAACAUCCCUCAGUCUUCUUUAGCCGACGCUAAUGCUUUAGCAAAUUCCGAAAGAUCGAAUCUUCCAACCCAUGUUCGACAUACGAUUGACCUGUACCAGAUAGCCAGAUUUAUAGAAUUUGGUAAGAUGGCAGAAAAUUGCGAGAAUCUCAUCUGGCAAGCGGUGAACGUGGAGACUUGCUGUGAAAUAAUUAAUUGGGCUCGUAUGAAGCACGGAUCGAAAUGGGUUUUAAGGCAGUGCGAAGUGUUUGUGCAAGAAGAAUUUUCCCAGUUAGUUCAGUCUGGUGUUUGGCUGGAUUUGGACGAAGAGACGGUUAAGAGUGUUUUAACGUCAGACUUUUUGCAAGCGUCCGAGGGCGAAAUCCUAUCUGCCGUAAUUAAAUGGGGCGAACAGCAAUUGAUUAAAAGAAUAGAGGAACGAGAACCGAAUCUCCUUAACCAUACAACUCAUAGUGUUUCGAAGAAAGGUGUAAAACGACGAGAUUUAGAUGACACCGAGUUAAAAUCUAUAAUUUCUGAACUGUUAUCGUUAGUUCGCUAUAAUUUUAUUACUUCAAGUGAUAUGGAAACUCUUCUGGCGGCCGACAAGAGGGGAUUGGUAAUGCCAUCUAGUUGCCGAGGUGUUGAUUUAUUAAACUAUAGUACGGGUAAAGGAUGGAUUGAUCUUAUUCAGCAUCCAGAGUAUAGACGCUAUCCUAGAUGUUUCCAGCCUUAUAUUGACGAAUUGCAGGCGGUUCUUGAGGAAAAAAUGACCGAAGACGACUGGAGCGUUAGUAGUAUUUCUGUUACUUCCAAUUCAACAUUUAGUAAACCAGAUAUUGUGUCUGACACUAUGCCCCUACCGGGCGAGAGUACUUUGAACAGAAUGGAAAAAAGAUUAAAACAGAUUGAAGCCAAUCAUAGACUAUAUUAUGCUCAUUCAAACUUCAUAAAUGCGGAAUGUCUUAGACAAUUUGAAUUAAGAGUUGUUAGAGAAUUUGGUUUACCAGAUUCAUCAGUGGACCUCUUGAAGAGCCGAAAUGUUUCAACGCCUCCACUUGCUCAGGGCAAGUUUGUUGUUGCAAGAUCCAAUCCAAUCCAAGCAACCAAAACUCCCGAAGCGCCUUGCAACAGUGAAGAGUUGCCUGACGUCGCUCGUCUAAAUGUAAAUCGAACCAACGAACUCGACUUCGUAGGAACGCCAUCGUAUUACUUUUGAUUUCCGUUCUUCAAUUAAAAAAUUAUGACUUUUAAUUAAUGGUUAUUUUAUAUAUAAAUAUAUCGAAUUCUAUUUAAAUUUAAUUCAAUUAUAUUUUUCUCUCGUUCAUCUAAACUUUUCAAAAUCGAUUUCUAACAGAUCGCAAUAAAAAGAAACGAAUUGAAUAGCAAUUUUAAAAGUUUGUAUUGACCAUGUGACUGACGUAUUUAAGAAACUUCUUUGUUUUAUAAACUUGCAAAGCAAGUAAAGUAUUACAAGUCUAAGAACAUCAUUCUAGGAUCCUCUACAGCACUCUUUAUCUUUUUCAAGAAUGUAACGCCCUCUCUUCCAUCGAUGAGUCUGUGAUCGUAUGUUAAGGCAAUGUACAUCAUUGGCCUUAUCUCAACUUUUCCAUCAACGGCUACAGGCCUCUGGAAGACUCCAUGCAUUCCUAGAAUGGCAGAUUGAGGAGGAUUAAUUAUUGGUGUACCAAACAUUGAACCAAAGACCCCGCCAUUGGAAACUGUAAAUGUUCCACCUUCCAUAUCUUCUAUAGCUAAAGCGCCUGUCUUUGCUUUCUCCCCCAGAUCAACAAGUGACUUUUCUAUAUCAGCAAACGACAUAGAUUCAACAUUUCUAACAACAGGCACAACAAGGCCCUUAGGUGUUGCUACUGCCACGGAAAUAUCUACAUAGUCUCUGUAAAGAAUAUGAUUAUCAUCAAUAACAGCAUUCACUACAGGUUGAUCGGUCAAGGCGUAAGCAGAAGCUUUUAAGAAUGCUGACAUAAAUCCUAGUUUGAAACCGUGCUUCUUCUGAAAAGCUUCUUGAUAUUGCUUACGAAGUGAUAUUAUGUUUGACAUAUCAAUUUCAUUGAAAGUUGUCAGCAUGGCACAAGUAUUCUGAGCUUCCUUUAGUCUUUGGGCAAUUUUCAGCCGCAUACGAUUCAUUUUUACCUUCUUUUCCGAUCUCUUUUCGUUUGAGAGUGAGAAUGCAUUAAACUGAGCUUCUUGAGCUUUGACACUCUCUGCAGGCUUUGAAGAUAUCGGUUGACUAGGAACUUGCGGAACCUAUUUGAAUUCAAUGUUUAUCAUUUUAACACGGUUAUUUCAUAAUUACCGGUGGAGGGGUCGUCGGUAUUGGCGUAGAGUCGGGGAUAGACGAAGUCUUUGGAGGUUCUUCUGUAGCUUUCGGCGAUGAAGGUGAUGGUGGCGGUGGCGGUGCUGCUGCGGCAGGUGGGGGUGCACCUGCUGCACCUUCCUCAAUUAUACAAAGAUCACCUCCAGGAGAUACCGUAUCUCCACUUUCAACAAUAAGCUUUUGCAGCAAUCCAUUAUAGGGUGACUUAAUUGGGAUAUUUGC
Dimorphilus gyrociliatus is the source of this 6177-nucleotide messenger RNA. The record is from the annotation of a GenBank genome assembly. NCBI's taxonomy places the organism in Eukaryota, Metazoa, Annelida, Polychaeta, Dinophilidae.